Molecule: messenger RNA, 1372 nt
Organism: Beta vulgaris subsp. vulgaris (sugar beet)
Lineage: Eukaryota; Viridiplantae; Streptophyta; Magnoliopsida; Caryophyllales; Amaranthaceae
Product: adenylate isopentenyltransferase 3, chloroplastic
Exons: 2
Coding region: 350-1342 (330 amino acids)
Biological process (GO): tRNA modification; cytokinin biosynthetic process
Cellular component (GO): mitochondrion
Molecular function (GO): tRNA dimethylallyltransferase activity
Source: RefSeq, a predicted model, not a curated record
CGAGAAUCACUGUGGACCCCAAUCUUUGAGUUGACUCCUAUGAAGUCGAAGGGAUCAGGCAUGACAGGCCCACAUUGAUUAAACUAUACAAGAAGUUACAUACAUUUAAAUCCAAUAAUAGACACCGUCGCCUGUGUAUGAGUUGUUUGUCAAUAACACCGUCAUAUUUUUUCAUCGUCCCUACUGGCCCUAUAUAUAUACAAUCAAUCUAAACACAUCCCACAACAAAUUAAAACAGAUCAAUCAUACUAAACUUCAUUUAGUGUUAAGUUUGCGUUUAAUUUGCUUCUCUACCAGAUUUUCUAUCCUAUCUCAGUAACCUUUUUUCAAGAGAAUAGAGGUUGGUAAUAUGUCAUCACUUCCCAUGCAAAUGUGGAAACAAGCACAACCAUUACUAAAGAUACCAACAAGCUUGUUAAAAAAGGAAGUACUCAAUCCGUGGAAGCAGCAAAGAGACAAGGUGGUGUUCAUUAUGGGGGCAACCGGCACUGGCAAGUCCCGACUAUCAAUCGACCUAGCAACGUCUUUUCCAGCAGAAAUAAUAAAUUCAGAUAAGAUCCAAGUUUACAAAGGGCUAGACAUUGUGACCAACAAAAUCACACGGCAAGAGCAAUGUGGGGUCCCACACCACUUGCUUGAUAUAGUCAACCCAAAUGUUGACUACAAAUCUAAAGACUUCUGUCUCAUGGCCACACAUGCGGUGGAAUCUAUUCUUCAACAAGACAAACUCCCAAUCAUUGUUGGGGGCUCUAACUCAUACAUUGAAUCUUUAGUUUCGGACCCUAAAUAUGGGUUCAAGUUUAACUAUGAUUGUUGUUUCCUUUGGGUCGACGUGUCUGUUUCAGUGCUACAUAAGUCUGUAUCAAACAGAGUUGACAAAAUGGUUCAAUCUGGUUUGGUUGAUGAGGUUCGGGGGAUAUUCGACCCUUACAACUCGGAUUACACCCGGGGUAUACGACAAGCCAUUGGAGUACCCGAAUUCGACACAUUUUUUCGGACCGAACAUCAUUUAGAUGAAUCAGAUCGAGAUAAACAACUACAAGGUGCUAUUAGUGAGAUAAAGGAGAAUACAUGCAAACUUGUAAACAAGCAAUUGAAGAAAAUCCACAUAUUAAAGCACUUAAAGGCAUGGGAAUUAUAUCGGCUUGACGCCACUGAGGUGUUUAACAAUGGUAACGAAGAUGUUGCUAAUGACGCUUGGCAUAAGAUGGUCACCCAACCAUCGCUCGAAAUUGUCACACAGUUUCUUUCCAACACUCGUAAUUUGGACCCUAAUUUCUCUGCAAGAAGGGUAUUGCGGAACAUGAUUGAACAAAACCACCCGUUGAUUGCUACAGCCUAAGUGCAUGACGUGUUUGGAUCCUCUAGAGUU